ACAAAUUGAAGAACUCACCUCUUCACCUCCAAUUCUCCUCACCACAAUUAAUGGCGACGCAUCAAAACACUCUUCUCUUCUUCUCCCUCUCCUCCUUCUUCCUCUUCUCCCUCUCCGCACCAACUCUUCAACAGAAUUAUUAUGCGGACAUCUGCCCCAACGUCGAAACCAUCGUCCGCUCCGCCGUCGCCGCCAAGUUCAAGGAAACCACCGUCACCAUCCCCGGCACUCUGCGCCUCUUCGCCCAUCAUUGUUUCGUCCAGGGUUGUGAUGGGUCUAUUCUGAUAACCUCGACGCCGGAAAAUACGGCGGAGAGGGAUCAUCCGGAAAACCUAUCGAUCGCCGGCGAUGGGUUCGAUACCGUGAGAAGAGCGAAGGAGGCGGUGGAUGCGGUGGCGGAGUGCCGGAAUAAGGUUUCCUGUGCGGAUAUCCUCGUCAUGGCCACCAGGGAUGUUGUUUAUUUGGCUGGUGGGCCAUUAUAUGAGGUGGAGCUGGGCAGAUUGGAUGGGCUAAGCUCAACAUCGGCGAGCGUGAAUGGGAAAUUGCCGCAGGCGAGCAAUAAUCUUGACGAGCUAAACGCCAUUUUUGGUGCCCUCGGACUCUCUCAGGAAGACAUGAUUGCUCUCUCCGGUGCUCACACAAUUGGUUUCUCACACUGCAGCAACUUUGCGAACCGGAUCCGAAAUUUCAGCAACGACGAACCGGUUGACCCGAUCCUGAACCGGACCUACGCGGCCCAAUUGCAGAGCCUGUGCCCUCCCAAUGUGGACCCCACUAUUGUAGCCGCUUUUGACCCCACCAGCCCCUUUCGGUUCGACAACCGUUACUUCAAAAAUCUCCAGAUGGGCAUGGGCCUUCUAACCUCUGACCAGACGCUCUACACGGACCCAAGAUCAAGGCCCACAGUCAAUACGUGGGCUCAAAACGACCAACUUUCAGCACAGUAUUUUAUUUUGGCAAUGACCAGAAUGGGUCGGGUGGGUGUGAAAACCCAGCCCGAUCAGGGCAACAUCCGCCGCAACUGCUUCGCUUUUAAUUAAUUAAUUAAUCAGCCGCAUAAUUGCAACUUGGGGGAGGUUAUCAUCGUCAUAUUGGAAUGUGGCGAAUUUGAGUAAAUUUAUAAUUGAUUUUUUAGAAGAUAAUUAUUUUUUAUUAUUAAUCCAUUUCAGCUCAUUGUAGUUUUCGGGAAAAUUGAAGCAGCAAGUCAUAUUGUAAAGCUCAGAGCGAA
Messenger RNA from Phalaenopsis equestris, 1228 nucleotides. RefSeq names its product peroxidase 51-like. The coding region runs from base 51 to 1040 and encodes 329 amino acids. Gene Ontology annotation, molecular function: heme binding; peroxidase activity. Lineage: Eukaryota; Viridiplantae; Streptophyta; Magnoliopsida; Asparagales; Orchidaceae. Gene Ontology annotation, biological process: response to oxidative stress; hydrogen peroxide catabolic process. The record is from RefSeq and is a predicted model, not a curated record. The transcript is spliced from 4 exons.